UUUGUUACAAACAAUCCGAGCGCCAGGUGAUAAACGUUAGCGUCGUUCCACAAGCAGAAGUUCCAGACACUUGGACGUUGCCAGUCUGCACGUUAUUACCAAGCUAGAUAGUUGGUGGGAAACAGUGGGAAAGCUAAAAAUACAUUUAAAAAACUAUAUUUUAUCGUCAUGAUGGAAUGUCGAGAGGGGAGGAGUCGCCGUUGUAGCACGGCAUUUCUAGCAAUUUAGCUAGGUAGCCAUUGUCAAAAGAAAAUAUAACGUUAGCCAACAAAAUUGUGCAACCUAGCUAGAAAUGACAUGUUUAACUAGCUAGCUAUUUUUUUUUUUUUUUUUUUAGAAUACCUCACCAAAUCGAGUAGUAAUCACAACUUUGCACCGCUUUUCUGAUUAAUAGGCUAGGUACUUGCAGUUAGCUAGCUAGGUAGAAUUUCGAACCCGAACACCCCGUGUGGAUUUGACGUCGGCAGUGCUUGAUGUUUUUCAGCCAAGACGAGAGCCGGAGCUGUUUGUUAUCGGCGUAAGGUUAACGUUAGAAGAUGGGGGACCUUUAUGACCCAGAGCACCCGAAAGAGUGUGACAUCACGUUGGAGAGCUCACUGCUCUGAACUGGUUUAUUCUUGGCCAGCAGCUUCUACUGGGCUACAAACGCCAGAACCACUGUGUAAUGGAUGCUCUGGUGAACUCAGAGAUCAGGGAAGAGGGCGGCGAUACCUCGGUCAAGGUUGAGGGCCUCACCAAGGCAGCUAUACUCAAAGGCCUCUCGCCUCGAGUGAUGUUGUCCAGCCAUCUCCUGCCUAAAGGAACCAAGAGGAAGGUGAACCUGGACGAUCAGGGUCGCCAGAAAGUGUCUUUCAGCUUCUCUCUGACAAAGAAACCGCUGCAGAACUUAUUCCUGGCCCCUCCCAGUCAGGAAAAAUCUCUUGCUGAGCUCCCCUCUGUCCUGUCACCUACAACCUCACUCCCUCAGGACAGAGCAGGACAGCAUACGGAAAGCAAAAAUGAGCAAAUGCAGCCACCCUUGUUGGUGCCCACACCAGUAGCAGAGAUCCUUGCACCUCAGACGGCAGUAUCCUCAGUCCCCAAACCUAAAGUGGACUUGGGAAAGAUGCACUUCAAGAAACAGAUUCUCAGUGCAUCUGUUAUUGAAGAGAGUCCCAUAACCAGUGUUGUCUUACAGGAUCCACCCCCUUCCGAGCAACAGGUUUUAAUGGAAUCUUCAGGUAAAAUUGAAACUGUCACCCCAACACGAACGCUCCAGUCUCAGAACAAUCUUCAGAACAUGGACAAUGACUGCCCCUCUGAGAAUGCACUCACUCGUGUAUCUGAUGUGAAGCUGGACCUCAGUCUCAAGGAACCGACUGAUUCCUCCCACAAAGGGAAAGUGGAUGUAAACACUUCCAGUAUAACAGAGCAGCAAGACACCUCAGAAAACAUACAAAUCCGUUCCCGGUUGGACAGCACACUCCCUGGCUCAGAAUCUGAUGCUGAUUCAGUGCAGACGUCUUCUAGCUACAAGUCAGGUGAACCCAAGGCCACAGCAAAGUUGGAAAGUAGAAGUAAGGAUACAAAAAAUAUGUCCUCUUCUCGCUCCAAAUUAGAGGAAACAGAAAAAAGUUCUAACCAUUCACGUUCUGAGAAGGACGAAAGAAACUCUAGUUACUCAAAAUCUGACCGAGAUUCCAAGUCUGACCGAGAAUUAAGGUCAACCUCUGACCGAGAAUCAAAGCACACACCCUCGCGGUCAUCCCGCUCUGACAAAGGCCGCAGAAGGACUAAGAGUCGGUCAAGGUCCAGAUCAAGAGGUCCCCGGACAAGUUCCAGAUCUGAGACACGCUCCAGAUCUGAGAGAUCUAGAAGCGAUAGAGGGUCAGGAUCACGGUCUGAUCGGUCAUAUUACGACUCUGAGCGGAGGUCAGGAGGUCACAGAAGUUCUCCGUACAGAGAGAGGAGAGGCAGCUCUCGCUCUCGGACCGAUAGCAGCAGAGUCCGCGGCGACAGUUCUGACUCUGAAGAUGACCACAGAAGAACUCGGACUAGAACAAGUGAUUCCAGCAGGUCAUCCACCCAUUCUAGCUUGCAGAGAGAUUCAAAGUCAUACUCAUCUCACUCGAAAUCUGAGCGAGACUCGAAAUCUGAACGCGAUUCAGAGAUAGAUAAAAUAACACAAUCUUCUAAGUCUGAGAGGGCCUCAAAGAGAACUGUUGACUCCGGUUCCCUCCAAAAGUGCUCUACUGAUGUAGAACCUAAUCACAGGAAAUCCAACACCCACUACAAGCCGGACAUCAGUGUUCGAUCCACUCAUUCCAGUCCACAUGCCCUCUCUCAAACAUCGGACAAAAGGCUCCAGAAAAGCAGCUGUAGUGAAUCUGAGGUAGCUCACAAAGGGAAGUCUCAGUCACAGGGCUCUGACCGCUCUUCUGGCUCUGAAGGGGCAUGGACAUCUUCCACCAGUAAAUCAGACUCUAAGCAAAUGUCUGCCUCCAUGUCAUCAGUGAAAACUAAUAGACAAUCAAAGGACACAUUUCACAGUCCCAAUAAGAUACAAACACAUGAAACCCCUUCUGAUGCUCACCCUCAGAGCAAAAAUGACAAAGCAGGAGCAGAUCCCCAUGUAGCAGAUACUUGCCAGAGGGAGGAUGUUGGCAACAUGAAUGACAUCACAUCCCAAGAUAAAGGCUUACAAAAAACAACUCUGUCGUUACCUUUAAAUUGUGAUCCAACUGACAGAUUGCAAGAACCAGCGUUGGAUCUAGUUAAUGAGAAGAUCCAUCAUUGCAUUGAGGUUCAGAAUGACUCGGCAGCAACUUUACCGAACAGCUCUAGUGGAGACCAAUUCUGUGAAAAAUUUGCCUUAGGGGACAUUGACAAUGUUAAUAAAAGCCUUUGCUCUGAACAAACGAAAGAUGCACAGCGUGUAGACCCCCAAAUAGAAUCCACUGAGAAGUGGGUUGAUGUAACCAACUCGAGCUUUUCCUGCAGUAAUGACAGAGUAAUACCCAGCCAGGAUAAGACUGUUUUUCAAGGUUCAGUUGGGUCAAAGUCAUUACCAUCUACAGUAUCUGUCAGAGACCACCCUAAGCAGAACACUAAACCAGAAAAUACUGUAUUGUGUUCUAGUAGAAAUGUGAAUAUCAACAUGCAGUCUUGCAAAAACGUCCCUCUCAAAUCUGAACCCUCCAGUCCUGAACCUCAGUUUCCCAACCAGACUGAACAACAGAACUCUAGUUUAAGGAAAAACAGAGGUAAAACAAAAAAAUCGCGUUGGGAUAUUGUUGGACAAAAUACCUCAGACAGUGAUAAUCCUCAGAAAUUGCCUUCCCAAGAAACUAAACCUGCUGUGAAAAAGGUCAUCUCCGUCAAGAGAAUUGAGUUUUCUAAAGACGUCAGCCAGGAAGAUCCGUCUCCGAAGGGUCAACUGAAAUGGGAAGCUGAGUUGCAUUCCGAGACGAUUAAGCAAGAAAUUAUUAUCACACAAGAACACAGCUCAGCACUAAUAACUUUUGGGAACGACCAAUCAGAUUCCGCAAACCUAACUGCACAACCAGGCACCUGUGAAACCAGCAGUGACCGUUUAGACAUCAAACCCCACGUCAGCCAAAUGGAUGGAGAUCCCUCACUUUUAAAUAAUACCUCACAUGUAGACAGAGCUAGAAGGGAGCAGGGUAGGGAUGAUAAUGAAGAGAAACCUAAAGAUGGCCCUCACAAGAGCAAACUGCUGAAGACACUAGUGUCGAGCCAGGACGGUGUAGGCCAAAGCGAGGACAGUGACACUGACGAUUCAGAGUCGGACUCAGACUGCGGUGUUGCCGUGAAACGGAUGCACUCUGUGGUGGUUGUACCAAAGAAUUCCACCCUGACUCACUCGGACACAACAGACAAGCCUGCGUCUCCCUGCACUCCAAGCACUAGCCCAGGACGUCAACAAUACGCUAACAGGGCCAGUGGCCAAGAGGGUGACCUGGACAGGAAUGAGAUCCCAAGCAGAGUAAGCCCUCAGCAGAGACAUAGAGGUUUUCCCGCCAUGUGUGAGAGCACUAGGCAGGCCAGUAAUCCUUGUGUUGGUGGAAGUCUCUCUGCACAUGACAUCAUGGUAUAUCAAUCACAGAGCAACAUGGUUGAUAGCACCAGCCAGCUCGAGGGCUCCAACGCCACCGAUGCCCAGCCUUCUAAGGAUCCUUAUAGCAGUGCCCGUGAGAGACCAAAGAUUGGUGCCGCAACAGUGAGCCAGAUUGCUGCCCACAGCCUUGAGAACUCCUUCAGGCAGUCUGACACAGGGCAUCCACAGCAUUAUGGAAGUGGCAAGGGUGGCGGGAUGCUUUCCCGUUACCAACAUGGAGACUUUGCUAGCUCUGAUGACUUCAACAGCAGUCUGGGCUGGGACUUCACACAGUCGGAGCAGCCCAGCAGUACGUACCAGCAGCCUGACAGCAGCUAUGGGGCAUCCCAACAGCAUCCUAACACACAACAGCCAGGGAACUCUUCUUUGGGGCAGGUGUACAGGACAAACAAUGGGGCCUACUGGACCCAACUACCAACUACGGCCCAGCCCACCUGCAGACCAGUCUACCUCCAUGUGCCUGCAACACAUUAUCAGGAGCCUGUUGGUCAAGUCCAUCCUGACUCCCUGACUAAUGACUGCGAUGAGGACAGCGAGGGGAAACCAGCGGGCUUUAGUAGACUAGCUGUGGAAUGCAAUGGUCCCAAGCUUCCAGGCUCGCUAGCCUUCGUACAAGCCCAUGAAAUAAGCAGCAACUGCAGAGGCUCUGUCAACGCCACUCCAGAGAAUAUUUCCAUAGUUGAACCCCCCAGAGACAAGGACAACUCAAGGCCCCACAGAGGCAGGGGUCCUCCCAAGAAAAGGCGGCCAGAAAUGGAGUCAGAUUCGGACAGCGAGGCAGAACCUGUGCUGGCUAGCAAAAGGGAGCGACUGGCAGAAAGGGAGAUCCACAAGGUCUCCAAAGAAUCCCGGGAGAUUCCAGGUCAGGCUGAAGUGCAACGCCCUUUGCUCAGUCUGAGGGACUUCCGGGACGCCAGCAACUGGAGGGAGAUGGCAAGGUCUAAGAAGAUGCCACCAUACUUUGACCUGAUUGAGGAAAACCUGUAUCUGACUGAACGGAAGAAGAACAAGUCUCAUCGAGACAUCAAGCGAAUGCAGUGUGAGUGCUCUAUGCUCUCGAGGGAGGAGCGGUCUCGUGGAAUGAUGGCUUGUGGGGAGGACUGCCUUAACCGUCUGCUGAUGAUCGAGUGCUCAUCACGCUGCCUGAAUGAAGGCUACUGCUCCAACCGGCGCUUCCAGAUGAAACAGCAUGCAGAUUUUGAGGUCAUCCUGACUGAAGAUAAGGGCUGGGGACUGAGGGCGGCCAGGGACCUGAUACCAAACACUUUUGUGCUGGAAUACUGCGGAGAGGUGUUGGACCACAAGGAGUUCAAGACACGGGUGAAAAAAUACGCUAGCAUGAAGAACAUCCACUACUAUUUCAUGGCCUUGAAGAAUAACGAGAUCAUAGAUGCCACACUGAAGGGGAACUGCUCUCGCUUUAUGAACCACAGCUGUGAGCCCAACUGUGAGACCCAGAAGUGGACUGUGAACGGCCAGCUGAGAGUUGGGUUCUUCACCUCCAAGACCGUCACAGCUGGUACAGAGCUUACCUUCGAUUACCAGUUCCAGAGAUAUGGGAAAGAGGCCCAGAAGUGCUUCUGUGGGGCUCCCAGCUGCCGAGGCUUCCUGGGCGGGGAGAACCGGGUCAGUGUAAGAGCAGCGGCAGGGAAGAUGAAGAAAGAGCGCCCUCGCAAGAAGGACACCUCCGUGAGCAAUGCACUCACUACGGUGGACGAGGAACUAGAGGCUCUGCUGGAGAACGGGGAGGGUCUGUACGAUGAGAAGGAGGUGGUGUCUCUCUGCAGGCUGAUGGUCAGAGUGGAGACCAUGGAGCAGAAACUCAUCUGCCUCAAACUUAUCCAAGAUACCCAGAGCCCAUCCUGUCUGAAGCAGUUCCUGGACCAUCACGGUCUGUCUCUACUGUGGAUCUUCAUGGUGGAGCUCUCUGAAGCCAAGGGCAACAGUGUCAACAACAUCAAACUGCAGUUUCAGAUCAUGAAGACCCUGUCAGUGCUGCCCAUCUCCACUAAGAACAUGUUGGAGGAGAGUCAUGUCCUGAGCCUCAUCCAGCGCUGGGCCCAAACACACACACACUCCCUCCCCCAGCCCCCUGGGGCCGAACAGGACGGCUACUCCAGUGAGAACACGUCCCGCGCCCAGACCCCUCUCAACACUCCCGACGGCUCCUCUGCCUCCGUCGCCAAACUGGGCCCUGAGUUGGACAGCGACACUCCCAAACGGGCCGUUUACCGUCGCCUCAAGAUCAGCGAGAACAGCCUGGACAGCGCCAUGUCGGACGCCAGCAAGGCCUCGGACGGUAAGGAGGAGGAAGAGGAGGAUGAAGAGGAGAUGGAGGACGAGGAGGUCUCACGACCUGAGCCUCCAGUGGAGAGCAGCAAACAGUCCAAGACAGAGCUGGUGGUUGAGGCCCAGGCGGUUGAGGCCCAGGCGGUUGAGGCCCAGGCGGUUGAGGCCCAGGCGGUUGAGGCCCAGGCGGUUGAGGCCCAGGCGGUUGAGGCCCAGGCUCAGACUCCCACAACGGAGGAGCCGACAGAAGAGCCAGUCACAGAGCUGAAGGAGACACCAGAGGAGGUGGUGGAGACCAUGGAGAUCACAGAACCCGAAGCUGAGAGCCAAGACGUUAAAGAUCAGGAGGAGGUGGAUGAGAAGGGCGGUGACGAGGAGGUGAAAGAGGAGGGGAGUGAGGGACGGAAGGAGAGCGGAGAGGAGGAGCAGCAGCAGGCAAGUCGGUCAGUGGAGGAGAGGGAGGUUGUGGCAGGAGAGCAGGCCAACGUGGAGGUCCAGGAAUCAUCACAUAUUCAGCCAGUUCAGACGGAAGUUACUGAAACCCCUUCAGAGGAGCAGCCUGCUGAGGAGAAGGAAGAGGAGACCACCACAGCAGAGACUGGGACUGAAGAUACAGAAAAGGCUCCAGGCAGCCAGGAACAUCCAGGCCAAGGGCCCCCGAGGGUCCCCCCGGAGGUGGCCCCUGGCACUGAGGACGCUGCCCAUGUAGUGGCCCCUGCCUCGGAGGCCCCUCCACCUCCCUCUCCGGUGGUCCCCGUGGAGCCUGCGGCGGUGGGGACGCCCUCGCAGGAUGAGGAGGAGGGUGUGUCUGAUGUAGAGAGCGAGAGGAGCCAGGAAGCCCUGCUCAGUGCUGUGGAUAUAGGAGACAUGGCUGCUAGGCUGCUGGACAGCUGGAAGGACCUGAAGGAGGUGUACAGGAUCCCCAAGAAGAGCCAGGUGGAGAAGGAGAUACAUGAUCGUAGUCGAGACCGAGACGCUGCCCCGGCUCGCACCCCCUCCGGCAGCCGGGAACGUGACAAGGAGAGGGACAGGGAACGAGAUCGAGAAAGAGAACGGGACAGGGAGCGUGACCGGGAACGUGACCGAGAAAGGGACAGGGAUUGGGAGAGAGACCGGGAGAGAGACAGAGAGAGAGACUGGGACAGAGACUCUGAGAAGACACCCCGCAGCACAGAGAGACGGAGGAGGCGUGCCUCCACCUCCCCACCACCCUCAGCAUACGAGAGGAGCAGCAGGCGACAUGAGGACCGGUUUGACCUGGCUAACAGCAGUAAGAAGACCCGUUCCAUCACCAAGGAACGCACCAAGCUGUCCACAGAGGAGCGCAGGAAGCUGUUUGAACAGGAGGUGGCCCAGCGCGAGGUCCAGAAACAACAACAACAGUUACAACAACAUCAACAACAACAGCGGCAGCAGCAGCUCCAGACUCUAGCCUACGAUGCAGCCCUGACCUACACUACCAGCCCAGCUGGCUUCAUCCACUACCCCCCCGGCUACCCCCUCCAGACCUACGUGGACCCCGUCAACCCCAACGCAGGCAAGGUGCUGCUGCCUACCCCUCCCGUGGAGCCCCUGGUCCCAGCCACCCUGGUCUUGGAGCAGACCCCUCCCCAGGCUCUGAUCACCGAGCUGGGCAUGACCUCUCCCUCCUCUACCUCCCAGCCCCCUCCAGUCUCCAACCUCUCCAGCAUCUCCCAACACAUCCACCAACCCACUACGCCUCUGGAGCUCCACCACGGCACCACCCAGCAGUAUGCCCAGCAGCCCAGCGUGGCAGGCCAGGACCCGGGUGUAGGCGUCCUGUCAGUGCCUGCUGUGUCUGCGCCGCCUCAGGUGUCGGCGGGCCAGGGGAGUUACACCACACUGUGGGACCCUACCACCCAGCAGGCUGUGACAGUACAGACCCAGGUAGCACCACAGUACCAGGUUGUCCCAGCACCACCUCCCACCCAGACAGCCAUCUACUACCAGGGUCAGCCCUGUCAGACCAUCUACAGUAUCCCCACUGCCUAUCCACAGGCUAACACACCUGUCCUGCAGGCCUACGCUGAUCCGGCUGCCAGCUACCUCCACGGUCAGCCGGUGUACACCGGUCAUCAGCAAGGAGUGGUGGUUCAGCGGGGUACGGUCACUACCAUCGUCACCUCACAGACUGUCCAGCAGGAGAUGCCCAACGCUCUGUUAGUCCCCAACAGUAUGAUAGACCUGCCCCCUCCCUCUCCUCCCAAACCCAAAACCAUCGUCCUGCCCCCCAGCUGGAAGGUAGCACGGGACGGAGAGGGAAAGAUCUACUAUUAUCACGUCAUCACCAGGCAGACUCAGUGGGAUCCUCCCAGCAGCUGGGACGGGGCCAGUGAAGACUCUCACAGCUUAGACCACGAGGCUGAGAUGGACCUGGGGACGCCCACCUACGACGAGAACCCCUCCAAGUUCUCUACUAAGACAGCAGAGGCAGACACAUCCAGUGAGCUGGCCAAGAGGAGCAAGGAGACGUUCCGGAAAGAGAUGUCCCAGUUCAUUGUGACCUGCUUGAAUCCGUUCCGGAAACCAGACUGCAAACUGGGACGCAUUGUCAACACUGAGGAUUUCAAACACCUUGCCAGAAAGCUAACUCACGGCGUGAUGAACAAGGAGCUGAAGUCCUGCAAGAACCCAGAGGACCUGGAGUGCAACGAAAACGUCAAGCACAAGACCAAGGAGUACAUCAAGAAAUACAUGCAGAAGUUUGGCAACAUCUACCGGCCCAAAGAGGACACUGAGCUGGACUAACACUGCUGACUGGAGGAACAGAACGGGGAUCAAGACUUGAAAAUAUGAUUAGGCUACAGUUGUUUGGGGCCCACAAUCGGUGAAAGGAGACACACUGAAACCCAGUUUAAAGUCAAGUCACGCUGGGAAACUGAACUGUGGAGGUGGGAUCGCUCCAGACACAUAUUUAUGAGGAGGACAUGUUUAUGUUGACUAAGACUGUGUCUUAAACUGAUGCCUUGAAGGCUUGCCGCCGCGCCCACUGACUAGUGGGAGGGGACUAGUGGGAGGGGGGCGAGAAUCAUGACGAGGAGGGAGGUGUCUCCCAAGGGGCGGAGGCUCCAGGUGAAGUGUCCACAGAGAAGUGUGCGACACCUAGGCUGCGUCUCAACUAGCACCCUAUUCUCUAUGUGCCCUAUGUAGGGAAUAGGGUGCUGUUUGGCACUCAGACCCAGAGAGGGGUGCUACAUUAACCUAUAGUGUCACUAUUAUGUUAGCUUUCUACAUUUUUUUCCAGUUUAACUUUCUUACCUAACUAACAAUGUUUUCAAAUCUUAUUUACAUAUUCUCUUUAGAACUCUUCCUCCCUUGUCUGAAAAGGAUUCAUGAAAGACUUGGACAUAACAUCAUUUUAAAUGGCUCUUCAAUGUUUUUCCACUGUUGGGAUGUUGCUGUAUGAAGUCCAGCAGUGGUAAUUAACUGGUCAAAAUGGAACAGUGUAAAGAAAGACAAAAUCUCUGUUUUUCCAUAUGACUGGCUUUCCUCUGGUGCGCCCGCCUGCCACACCCCCCAAGCCAGCCAUUGACUUGAUUAGGGUAUCUGGUGCUGCUUUUAGGUGGGCUGUGAUAGUCCAAGCUUUCUACUCUCCAAGCCCUCCCUGCCUUCAGACCACAAUCCUCCGGAGCCUCUGUUAUAUGAAUGCUUGAUGGAGGCUGGGUUCGGUUCGGAUGGAGGCUGGGUUGGGUUGGGUUCGGAUGGAGGCUGAGUUCGGUUCGGAUGGAGGCUGGGUUCUGUUGGGAUGGAGACUGGGUUCUGUUGGGGUGGAGGCUGGGUUUUGUUGGGGUGGAGGCUGGGUUUAGUUGGGGUGGAGGCUCGGUUCGGUUCUAUCGUUCUGACUGAAUUCCUCCAUGGCUGCUUACCAAAUAGCACCCUAUUUCCUAUAUAGAGCACUACUUUAGACCAGAGCCCAUAGGGGAAUCCUAGCGUGCACUACUUUAGACGAGAGCUCUAUGUAGGGAAUAGUGUUCAUUUGGGACAUAGUCCAUGUUCCAAUGCUCCCUCCCUGAGUAAAUCUUUUUAUUUUAUUUUUUACAAAAAUUGAAGAAUGAACUUUAUUAUGGAGCUUGUUCUCUUCAGUCGGCCUACUUGUCUGACUGUAUCAAGUAGUGGGUUGGACGGACGGACGGACGGACGGGGCCUUCAAGAGGACUUAGUGGUGAAUAAGGAACAGCAGGGGAUGGGGAAACUGAUUGAUGUUUUUGUCUUUAAUUAACUUGUACUAUGAAGUGAACAGGAUUUGGAUGCUAUCAGACACACAUGAUGCUUGUGUGUCAGUCAGUCUGUACCUCGUUCUGUUUCAACCCCCCCCCCCUCCACAAUGGAGUGUAGCGUUGUAAUUUUAACUCUAUUUCACCUUGUCUUUCUCUUUUUUUACUAUUAUAAUUCCUUUAGACGGGCAUCACAGAGUGUGCUGUCGUCUUGUUGCUACACAAGCUGUUUUACUCCUUAGUCUCCGGGGUAACAAGGUUUGUGUCCUGUCGUCAGGGUUACCGGGUCGUUGAUCAUUUGGGUAACUCUCACACCACCAUUUAAAUUGCAUUAAAACCAUGUUCAAACACACACAUGUAUUAUAGUGCUUCAUAUGUGAAUAUAUUGAGAAAUAGUUUGAGCAUGUUUAGGUAAGCACAGUCUUUGUAAAAGGAUGGACUGUUGGUCCGUGAUACACCUGGCUAUUGCCAGGUUAUAAGUAUACCAAACACAGGUGAAUGAAGGGGGGAGGGUCGAAGUGACUUCCUGUGUAAGCUGAAGCCAGGAUUCCAGCCAUUCACAGCCUCUUGUUCGUUUGAUUUUGGUGGUGGGGGUUGCAGCAUUUUUCUGUUUUGUUUAUGAGACAGAUUUAUUUUUAUUUUUUUGGUAUGUACAAAAUGAGUUUCACCCCAACUCUACUGUAAGUACUGUGCAAGCACAUUGUCAUACUGAGUGUACAAACAUUUUAAAAGAAAAAUAAAGUUUUUGUAAAAAUGUG
Messenger RNA from Salmo salar (Atlantic salmon), 11399 nucleotides. NCBI's taxonomy places the organism in Eukaryota, Metazoa, Chordata, Actinopteri, Salmoniformes, Salmonidae. The record is from RefSeq and is a predicted model, not a curated record.